CCUAUUCUUAGCCCACAGCAACUUCUGCUCCUUCCUUGUCUGCCUUUUUCUACAGGACCUGAAGGAGGAGCAGACAGAGUUUCUGGACAAGGGGCUGGGAAUGGGUAUGUGUAAACCCUCCAAGGUCAAACAGGCCCGAGUUUUGCUCCUGGGACUGGAUUUCUCAGGGAAGUCAACAAUCCUUUACAAACUAAAGCAUGCCAAGGACUUCAUGACCCUCCCAACCAUUGGCUUCAACGUGGAGAUGUUGGAGAUAGAGAAAAACAUCCAUCUCACAGUCUGGGAUGUCGGAGGGCAGCUCCAUAUGAGAAGCUUUUGGGGCCAUUACUGUGAGGACACAGAUGUGCUGGUGUAUGUGGUGGACAGCACUGACUGGAGGCACCUAGAAGACUCCCGCAGAGAAUUUGAGUGUCUCCUGAAGAAUGAGCACAUCAGACGUGUUCCAGUUGUGUUGCUAGCCAACAAACAAGAUCUGCCUGGAGCCUUCACAGCUGAGGACAUCACCAGGAAAUUCAAGAUGAAGAAAAACUGUGGUGACCGAGACUGGUAUGUCCAGCCUUGCUGUGCCACCUCAGGGGAUGGCCUGACUGAAGGCUUCCACAAAGUGAUGGAGUUCAUCAAAAGCUACAGGAAAUCCGCAGAAGCAACUUUGGCCUUCUUCAAGCAGAAUCAAAACUACACAGGGAACCCCAGGACUUGGUGAGGAACACAACUGCAUCUGGAAACAGGAGGUUCUGGUGGAGUUCACAAACUAUAAGGAAUCCUGCUUCUGCUUGGCAUCCGCAAUGACUCUUCUCCAUGAUGGAGCUGAACUUCUUUGGCUGGCGUGAAACUCCCCAUUUUAUGCCUUGCUUGGUAUUGACCAUCAGAAGAUCGCUGGAUAAGGUUAUCUCUGUCAUUAUAUAUCUUUUAAGGAUUCUCGUACAAUUUUGACACAUCCAUGGUAGACACCUUGCUGGAGCAAAGUGUUUAAGAUGACAUUUUAAUAAUGCUGAUAAAUACAAAAAUAAAAGGAGAUUAUAUUUGUAAAGCACGUAGCAACCUUUAAAGCACUAUAUAAAUCCUAGCUAUUAUUAUAAAAAUAAUGAUAAUAACCACCAGCAUUUAUACAGCCAAGUGGUUUGAGUAGGUAGUUUUGGUCUUCCUAAGCAAAUGAUUUUUUUCUUUUCACAAACAAUAAGCAUAAUAAGGUCUUGUAUACUCUAAAUCUUUCACUCAAAUGUGUAAAGGUAAAUAGUUUACUAUGAAAUGGACCUUGUGAAAAUCUUCCUGUUUCCUUCUAACAACCUCAUCAAGAAUGAUCUCAAUAUGUAUAUAAAUUAUUCUCAUAAAAAUUAUUUUUACAUAUGGAUGUACAAAUAUGUAUGUAUAUAGGCAUGUGCAUGUAUUUGUAUGUAUACACAUGUGAAUUUCACAUAUAUGAAUAUCUAACGA
Messenger RNA from Trichosurus vulpecula (common brushtail), 1434 nucleotides. It is a transcript of the gene ARL14, whose product is annotated as ADP ribosylation factor like GTPase 14. NCBI's taxonomy places the organism in Eukaryota, Metazoa, Chordata, Mammalia, Diprotodontia, Phalangeridae. The transcript is spliced from 2 exons. Gene Ontology annotation, molecular function: GTP binding; GTPase activity. The record is from RefSeq and is a predicted model, not a curated record. Gene Ontology annotation, cellular component: cytoplasm. Bases 101 to 703 code for a protein of 200 amino acids. Gene Ontology annotation, biological process: intracellular protein transport; vesicle-mediated transport.